Messenger RNA from Alnus glutinosa, 1526 nucleotides. RefSeq names its product transcription factor TCP15-like. The record is from RefSeq and is a predicted model, not a curated record. The transcript has a single exon. Gene Ontology annotation, molecular function: DNA-binding transcription factor activity; sequence-specific DNA binding. Gene Ontology annotation, cellular component: nucleus. Lineage: Eukaryota; Viridiplantae; Streptophyta; Magnoliopsida; Fagales; Betulaceae. The coding region runs from base 233 to 1435 and encodes 400 amino acids.
CCUCUCUCUCUCUCUCUCUCUCUCCCCUUCUCUCUCCAAGGAGAAAACAACUCAGCUGCCAGCUCCCAUCUGAAAGGAAUUCCAUGCUCCACAAGAGAGUGAGAGUGAGAGAGGAGAGAGACCCACAAGGCCACCAAGUUGAAACCAUCCAGGGUCACCCACAGAAGUACUAGGACCAGAGAAAAACAAAAUAAAGGAAAAAAAAAAAAUAUAGCCACCCCCACCCUCCUAUAUGAUCAUGGAUGGUGAAAAUGGGAUCCGCAGCAGGCCAAAUUUCCCAUUACAGUUGCUAGAGAAAAAGGAAGAAGAAGCAUGCUCCACCUCCCACUACUCCUCCCUAUCCAUGCCCACAGACGAGCCAAGCUCUUCGGCUCGCUCCAAUUCCAGUACUGCUCUCGGCCAACUACCUCCCGAGACAACGAAGAGCAUCACCAAGGCACCUCCGAAGCGGAACUCCACCAAAGACAGGCACACAAAAGUGGACGGGCGAGGCCGCCGGAUCCGCAUGCCCGCCGCGUGCGCCGCAAGGGUUUUCCAGCUGACUAGAGAGCUCGGGCACAAGUCCGACGGCGAGACCAUCGAGUGGCUUCUCCAACAGGCCGAGCCAUCCGUCAUCGCCGCCACCGGGACCGGUACUAUUCCCGCCAACUUCACUUCGCUGAAUAUCUCUCUUCGUAGCUCUGGGUCUACCAUGUCCGCGCCUUCCCACUUGAUCAGGAGCGGUUAUAAUUUCAACCCUAGCGCCUUUUCGACCAUGCCACACUUGAGGGACACAGUAGUACUGGAUGAGACUUCGCGGCGAAGGGCUUUGUUUCCUAGUAUUGGGUUAUCGUCAUCGGAGACUUCGUCUAUGCUUUUGAAUUUCAACUCGAGUAAUGUGAAUAAUGUGAAUGCAACGUUGCAGGCCAAGCAAGAGUUGGUACGUGAGGCUGGCCUAGACGUGUCUGAUUCAGAUGGAAGCAUAGGGAGGAAGCGUAGGCCGGAGCAAGAAUAUUUGUCUCCAACUCAGAUGGGUAGCUAUUUGUUACAAUCUAGUACAACCGGGCCGAUUCCAGCUACUCAUAGUCCAAAUCCGGCGACGUUUUGGAUGCUGGCGAAUCCUAGUACCCAAGUGAUGAGUGGUCAUGAUCCUAUGUGGACAUUUCCUUCCAGUGGUAAUAAUACCGCUAGUGCUUAUAGGGGGUCUAUGCCUAAUGGGCUGCAUUUUAUGAAUUUUUCUCCUCCAAUGGCUCUAUUGCCCGGCCAACAAUUUGGUACUGGAAUUGGUGGGGCUGGUGGUGGUACGGUGACUUCCGACAGUCAUUUAGGCAUGCUCGCAGCGCUGAAUGCCUAUAGGCCUAUUGUCGGUGCCGGUGCUUUGGAGUCUCCGGGAAGUACUGGGGCGCAUCCGCAUCAUGGAGGAGAUGGACGCGAUACAGCUAGUCACAAUUCCUAGAUGAUGAAUUAAAAGCCAAGUGUAUGGUUUGGUUAUUGCAUCCAUCUCUUUUUUACUACUUUUCUAAGUAUAUAUAUUUGCAUUGGCAACA